Messenger RNA from Rhododendron vialii, 1486 nucleotides. RefSeq names its product G-box-binding factor 4. Gene Ontology annotation, cellular component: nucleus. The record is from RefSeq and is a predicted model, not a curated record. The transcript has 5 exons. Bases 240 to 1187 code for a protein of 315 amino acids. Gene Ontology annotation, molecular function: DNA-binding transcription factor activity. Lineage: Eukaryota; Viridiplantae; Streptophyta; Magnoliopsida; Ericales; Ericaceae. Gene Ontology annotation, biological process: positive regulation of DNA-templated transcription.
UUUUCCCAUAUACUGUAGUUUAGAGAUCAAAGAACAAAAAUUGUACCAACCCAUCUUCUUCUUCUCCGAAACAAAAUCGGAUAUACUUGCGAAUCUUGGAAAAGUGCAAGAAGCAAAGUUGAUUGACGCGAAGAGCCCUGUGUUUUGAUCCGAACAAAAUAUCAUUAGGACUACUUCGGGAUUCUUGGCAAAUUGGGGGUUUUCUUCUCUUGAGACUAGAAAUCCGUCCGCUGCAGGAGAUGGCAUCAUCAAAAGCAGUGUCCUCUUCGGCUUCGAGAAACUCAGAUCUAAGACAAAAAAGGUCUUGUUCGUUAUUUUCAGCAUCAACAAAAUCCUCAUCAAUAUCCGAUCUCCACAGUCACAACAAUCGUGUCCAUCUGAUCAAGAACAACAGCAGCAACAACAGUCUAUGCUCGAUGGCCAUGGUGGAUAACCUACUGCUGAGGAAUAAGGAGUAUGGAGAAGACCAGACCGCCGCCGCCGAGAGCACGCUUCUCGAUGCCGAGAUCACGUUGUUGGAUGCAGCCGGAGCAGUGAUGGCAAUUAGCGAUACUGAGACUAACGGUGGAGUAGUACCGAUGGGGGGGCAGGAGAGAAUAAGUGUGAUGACGACGGAGAAGAAGAAGACGGUAGAUGACGUGUGGAAGGAGAUUGUGGCCGGCAGGAGGAAGUGUAAGGAGGAGGCGCCGGAUGAGAUGAUGACGUUGGAGGAUUUUCUUGCCAAGGCCGAGGCAGUGGAGGAGGAGGAGGAGGACGUAAAGGUGAGGUUGAGCGGAGGUAGUAUACGCGGGUUCGAUUCGAUGGCGAUGAUGAGUCCAUUUCCGCCACGCCAAAUUAGUGGUGGAGUAGUAGUGGUAGGAGGGUUUGGGGAUGGAGAGGAAGUGAUUGGAGGGAGAGGGAAGAGGCGAGCUAUUUUGGAACCUUUGGAUAAAGCUGCACAGCAGAGACAGCGGAGGAUGAUUAAGAACAGAGAGUCUGCAGCCAGGUCUAGGGAGAGAAAGCAGGCAUACCAAGUGGAGCUAGAAUCUUUGGCAGUGAAGUUAGAGGAGGAAAAUGAAAAGCUGCUGAAAGAGAAGGGUGAGCGAACUAGGGAACGGUUUAAACGGCUCAUGGAGAAAGUAGUUCCAGUUGUGGAUAACCGAAGGCCACCACGUCUCCUCCGGAGAGCUCACUCCAUGGAGUGGUAGUUAUUUUUUUGCUCAGUAUAUAUGAGAUGAAGCGGAUACGUUCUGUGUCCAUGAAAUUGAAGGUUUGUAUUCCUUACAGCAGAAUGAAAUCAAAUAUUUUUGGCACAGAACAUGGAAGGCAGUAUCUUCUGGCAAAUAUUUUUGGCCCAGAAAAUAAAAGGCAGCAUCUUUUCUGGCAAAUAUUUUUGGUUAAAACAGACAUGCAUGCUGAAGAGUUGGACGAUUUCUAAGCAUCGAUAGAAGUAUUCAAUGGUGUUCUCUUUUUUUCACUUUCUCCGGGUUAUUUACCACCGUUAACU